Molecule: messenger RNA, 361 nt
Organism: Medioppia subpectinata
Lineage: Eukaryota; Metazoa; Arthropoda; Arachnida; Sarcoptiformes; Oppiidae
Source: the annotation of a GenBank genome assembly
AAGGACGAGUCGACGGAAAAGAGUUUGAAGAAGAAACUAAAAACAUUGGAAUUCAAGAUAAGGAAACUGGAGGAACAGAACAAUGAGAUCAACAUUAAGAUGAGUGCUUUGGAAGAGGAGAACGAAGACUAUAAGCGGACAAACGAGGAGUUCGAGAAAAGCAUCGAUGAAAUCAAACGCAAGCAGUGGUGCACUAAUUGCCUCAAAGAAGCCAUACUGCCGUGUUGUUGGAAUACGUGCUACUGUACGGUCGAGUGUCAGCACAAGCAUUGGAGCCUACAUUCAAAGACAUGCCGUCGACGACAACCCAAAUGAACAUUAUUUUAAACCCUUUUACCGUUCCUCACACUUUGGUUCAAAA